Messenger RNA from Penicillium malachiteum, 276 nucleotides. RefSeq lists its product as uncharacterized. The transcript has a single exon. Lineage: Eukaryota; Fungi; Ascomycota; Eurotiomycetes; Eurotiales; Aspergillaceae. Bases 1 to 276 code for a protein of 91 amino acids. The record is from RefSeq and is a predicted model, not a curated record.
AUGUUGGAUGCCUGCAACAUUAUAGCGCUUCGAGUUUUGCUCUGCCGUGAUUGGGAAGCUAGCGCUGUCCGAGGUGAGUUUGUGGAACUGCCGGACGACUUGGCGUGGCAUCGAAACGAAGCCGGCAGUCGCCAGGACAGGUCUAAUGGUGAAGUCGUGAGCGCCUUAUAUGAUAUCGGAAGCCUUUGGCCUUAUCUGAUGGAUACCGGUUGCCCGCUUGUGCGCUUCUCCGCAAAGGACGUAAGAGUCCUUGUACAUGAAGUCAAAGGGCACUAA